GCCGAUCAAAAAACCGCAAAUAAGUGGAUACUUCCGGGUUCCCAAAUAAACAAGUAUAACUUGUUUGUUGUUCUUAAAUGUCGGGAGUACGAAAUUAGUUCAUUUAUACUUGUGUCGCUGGGCAUUGUAAUUGUAUCGGUACGCAAUGCAGACAGGUGUUACAUGACUGCCACAAAAAAAAAAAGCAGCUCGCUACCUAGAAAAUUACAUUGAGUGUAACUGAUAACUGGCUAACGUAACGGCGGUAGCUAGCUACAGUAACGUUCUCUUAUUGGUAUAAAGACGUUUUUGCUGGCUAGCUAGUCCGGUUUUGACAGCAACAAGAUGCAUAGAAGAGGAGUAGGUGCCGGAGCUAUCGCUAAAAAGAAGCUUGCAGAGGCCAAGUAUAAAGAGAGGGGGACAGUACUAGCUGAGGAUCAGAUUGUUCAGAUGUCGAAACAGCUGGAGACCUUCAAAUCUAACCUUGAAGAAUUUGCCAGCAAGCACAAACAAGAGAUCCGUAAGAGCUCCCAGUUCCGUGUCCAGUUCCAGGAGAUGUGUGCUACCAUUGGAGUUGACCCGCUCGCCUCCGGCAAAGGCUUUUGGUCGGAGAUGCUCGGCGUGGGAGACUUCUAUUACGAGCUUGGUGUGCAGAUUAUUGAAGUAUGCCUGGCCCUGAAACACCGAAAUGGAGGACUCAUCACCCUGGACGAGCUCCACCACAGAGUGUUGAAGGGAAGGGGCAAAUAUGCUCAGGAUGUGAGCCAAGAUGACUUGGUGCGUGCCAUAAAGAAGCUGAAAGCCAUGGGGAACGGCUUCGGUAUGAUUCCUGUUGGCGGCUCUUACCUGGUGCAGUCGGUGCCAGCGGAGCUCAACAUGGAUCACACUGUGGUUCUUCAGCUGGCUGAGAAGAAGGGCUACGUUUCAGUGAGUGAGAUCAGAGAGAGUCUCAAGUGGGAGCGAGAAAGGGCCUGUCAUGUUCUGGAUCAUCUGCUGAAAGAGGGCUUAGCGUGGUUGGAUUCCCAAGCGGCUGGAGAGCCACAGUAUUGGCUACCAGCACUUUUCUCUGAGCUGACUUCCCGUGACGUCACGCCAGAGGAGGCUAAUCAGAUGACGCCUUAGGGAAGAUGUUCAAUUUGGUACGCGAGGCUGGAUGACUUUUUCAUGAACAAUGUGUGCCUGUUGGUAAUGUCUAAUUGGUUGUUUGUGUGACGUAAAGGGUAGGUACAUGUGAUUUUUGCUUCCCCCAGUCAUUAUGGAGAUGAAAAACAAAGUGGCAUAUGUGGUUUCCGCAUGGCAGUUGUUAAUCAUGAAUUUGUUUUCAUUUUUUAUUGCAUUCGAUUACCCCCUAUUAAAACAUCUGAAUCAUUCUUUACAAAUGCA
This is a messenger RNA of Esox lucius (northern pike), 1362 nucleotides long. It is a transcript of the gene snf8, whose product is annotated as SNF8 subunit of ESCRT-II. Gene Ontology annotation, cellular component: ESCRT II complex. The record is from RefSeq and is a predicted model, not a curated record. NCBI's taxonomy places the organism in Eukaryota, Metazoa, Chordata, Actinopteri, Esociformes, Esocidae. The transcript has 8 exons. Bases 325 to 1101 code for a protein of 258 amino acids. Gene Ontology annotation, biological process: protein transport to vacuole involved in ubiquitin-dependent protein catabolic process via the multivesicular body sorting pathway.